AAUCACGGGCUGAAUGGAAUUCUCAGCUGACAUCGAUGUAUUUUCGAACACGAGCGUGCUAGGGUUUUUCUGAUAUGAAACAUUGCCUUAUUCACAAUUCUCUUAAAUCACAAUUCAGCAAUUCCGAUCAGUGGACAAGAAUGAACUUCCCCAUGUUUCUAUUYAUAUCCAUGCAUGCAUUAAGUGAUUUGUGAUGCAAUAUACGACUUUCAAUUACUUGAAAAGUGAAAGAAUUCUCAUUGYGAMAUGCUUCUACGGUUCGUCAAGUGACUUUGAAGAUAAAAAGAAUUGAUAUAUUCAGUAUUAKUGYUUUGCAAGCAAUGGAGAUGGGUUUGACUAGAGCGUUGCUUUGCAUUUUGUUGCUACAAGGGAAGCUGUGGCUUAUCUCAUGCUCAGCACACUGUUCGUGCUACACGUUUCAUGAUACGAACAAAUACCGCUGGCAAGAAAGCAAAGAAGACUGCAAAACAAGAAAUGGGACAUUAGUGUCCAUGGAAACAGAAGAUGAAUGGAAUUUCAUAACGAGUGAGAUACAGAAAAUAAAUUCUACAGCAAAUGAACACAACGAAUGGCUUAUAGGAUUAAGCAUUGCAAGGAAAGAAUUGGAAAAGUACAGUUCAUUAGAGGACAAACGAAAAGCAGGUUGGACAUGGACAAGUGGACGAAAUUUGACGAUUUUCAGCAAAUGGCAGCCUAAAGAGCCAAAUAAUAAGGGCCCUUAUGAUCGUUAUUGUGCUGCAAUAGCUAAAAAUCAUCCAAAGGGCAAUUAUGGACUUAUCAAAGACGUGAAUUGUGCUUCUACAUUUCCCUACAUUUGUGAAUACGAUGCAGCGACUAAAGUCAAUUCAAGACUCAAUCCAGUUUGCUGGAGUAAUUCAUCAAGCAAUAUUCGUUUGACAUCUUGCUUUCAAGUCAUCUCGCCCACAACUGCAAACUGUUCGUGUUACACGUUUCAUGAUACGAACAGAAACCGCUGGGCAGAAAGCAACCAAGACUGUAAAAUAAGAAAUGGGACAUUGGUAUCCAUGGAAACAGAAAAUGAAUGGAAUUUUAUUACGAGUGAGAUACAGAAAAUAAAUUCUACAGCAAAUAGACACAACCAAUGGCUUAUAGGAUUAACCAUUAAAAGGGAAAAAGUGGAAGAGUACCAGAAAGUAGAGGACAAACGCAAAGCAGGUUGGACAUGGGCAAGUGGACAAAAACUGACGAUUUUCAGCAAAUGGCAGCCUAAAGAGCCAAAUAAUAAGGGCAAUUAUGAUCAAUAUUGUGUUGCAAUAGCUAAAAAUCAUCCAAAGGGCAAUUAUGGACUUAUCAAAGACGUGAAUUGUUUUUCUACAUUUCCCUACAUUUGCGAAUACGAUUCAGGGACCAAAGUCAAAUCAAGACUCAAUCCAGUUUGUUGGAGUAAUUCAUCAAGCAAGAUUCGUUUGACAUCUUGCUUUCAAGUCAUCCCGCCCACAACUGGUAAGAUUCUGGCCGAAACAACUCGCCCAAUACAGACAACACAACUAAAUAACAUGCAACCAACAACAACGGUUAUCACAACCACAACAAGUAAAAUAGAUGUCACGACAACUCUCCCAGUACAAGUAUAUAGUAUUGAACGAACUACCGCAAUUACAACCACGCAAAUGAGUUCGAAAACUACCCCGUCAAAAUUCAAGUCUUUAUGUAAGGAGCCAGUUUCCUCCAAGUACUAUGUUAUAGCCAUUACAGUGCUURCUGUUGUCUUGGUGAUGGUGACCGGUAUACUCGCUGUUGUGUGUUGUAGGAUGAGAAAGAUGAAAGGCAAAUCGUCGCUGAAUCAAAGCUAG
Messenger RNA from Exaiptasia diaphana, 1814 nucleotides. Its product is annotated as secretory phospholipase A2 receptor. Gene Ontology annotation, molecular function: signaling receptor activity. The transcript is spliced from 8 exons. The record is from RefSeq and is a predicted model, not a curated record. Bases 321 to 1814 code for a protein of 497 amino acids. NCBI's taxonomy places the organism in Eukaryota, Metazoa, Cnidaria, Anthozoa, Actiniaria, Aiptasiidae.